CCCAACUGGGCUGGCCCUUCGCAUGGGUCAUCACUGAAACAGCGCCGGGAUUGGACGACCCCAAACGGCGAGGCCAUAACUCUGAGGAAUGCCAAGGUGCCCCGAGCAAACCCUUAUCAUCUUGGUGCGGGAUGCCACAGAUACAGCUUGACGUGCAGCAUCCAUCUUUAAAUGGGCCCGCGCUCGCCGGCCUAGAGACUACGCAGAUCGAUCCUCACCCUGCUCCGACGCUUUUCGAAAGCAAUAUUCGCCUUGCAUCGCUUUCCACAUCGCAUUGCUGGUUGAAGAGUGAAAAUUUUGAUCAAGAUGGGGUGGAUCCACGAAACCAACGUCAAGAUCGCGAGGUCGCCCAUUGGGAGGUACUUCCGUCUUGAUGGCUGCGGCCAUCCCAGAGCGCGCAAGGGAAGCUACUUCUUCACCGAGAUCCGCGCCGGCCUUGCCACCUUCUUCGCCAUGGCCUACAUCAUUGCAGUCAACGCGACCAUCACAUCGCAGUCCGGCGGGACGUGCGUCUGUCCCCCGGAAAGCAUGUCCGAUCUAUGCGACACCAACGCCGAAUAUAUGCUGUGCGUCCAAGGCGUCCAAAGGGACCUUGUGACAGCGACAGCUGCCAUUUCCGCUUUGACUACCUUUUGCAUGGGGCUUUUCGCCAAUAUGCCUUUGGGUGUGGCGCCGGGCAUGGGACUCAAUGCUUAUUUCGCCUACACCGUCGUUGGUUAUCACGGCUCCGGCAUGGUACCUUACAAGGUGGCAGUCACAGCUGUCUUCGUGGAAGGGUUAGUCUUUGUUGGCCUGACCAUCUUGGGAAUUCGCCAGUGGCUAGCGAGAGCACUUCCCGCCAGCAUCAAGCUUGCAACGGGAGUUGGUAUCGGCUUGUAUCUUACCAUUAUUGGACUCACGUAUUCCGCUGGUAUCGGUCUGAUCACGGGAGCGCAAGCGACACCGCUCGAGCUUGCUGGAUGCGAACAGCAGUACAUGGACGAGGAUGGCCUCUGCCCCAACAGCUACAAGAUGAGGAACCCGACAAUGUGGAUCGGCAUCUUCUGUGGCGGUUUCUUCACCGUCAUGCUGAUGAUGUACCGCGUCAAGGGCGCCAUCAUUGCGGGCAUCCUUUUAGUUUCCAUCAUCUCCUGGCCACGACCAACGCCUGUAACGUACUUUCCGCACACUGAGCUCGGCGACUCCGCUUUCGACUUCUUCAAGAAGGUGGUCACGUUCCACCCCAUCGAAAAGGUUCUAGUGGCACAGCAGUGGGACGUGUCGGAGUACGGCGGGCAGUUUGGGCUAGCCUUCAUCACUUUCCUUUAUGUCGAUAUUCUUGACACCACCGGUACUUUGUACUCCAUGGCCCGCUUCGCUGGCGUCAUCGACGAGCGCACUCAAGAUUUCGAAGGCAGCUCCAUUGCCUACAUGGUCGACGCAUUUGGCAUCUCCAUUGGUAGUCUCUUCGGGUCGCCACCCGUCACUGCCUACAUCGAAUCCGGUGCUGGUAUCUCUGAAGGUGGAAAGACUGGCCUCACCGCGAUAACCACUGGUCUCGCCUUCUUCAUUGCCGUCUUCUUCGCUCCCAUCUUCGCCUCCAUUCCUCCUUGGGCAACGGGCUGCACGCUGGUCAUUGUCGGUUCGCUCAUGGCGACAUCAGCCAAGGACAUCAACUGGCGCUACAUCGGUGAUGCCAUUCCGGCCUUCCUUACCAUCGCCGUCAUGCCCUUCACCUACUCCAUCGCAUACGGCCUCAUUGCAGGCAUUUGCUCGUACAUGCUCAUCAACACGCUUGUCUUCAUUAUCGAGAAGGCGUCCGGUGGCCGCAUUGUACCUCCGAACAAGGAAGAGAAGGACCCGUGGACGUGGCGCAUUCCUGGCGGCAUCCUUCCGCCUUGGACGAAGAGGUUGGCAGCGGGCAAGAAGGACUUCUGGAAGAGCGAUGACGAGGUGGAUGGCGUGGUUGGCGAGGUGGCCGAGCGCAAGAGCGAGACCAGCGAGGCUGCUCCGGACAUGGAGAAGCGGCCUGAGAAGGUCGCUUGAAGGGAUUGAGCAGGACCCUGGGCGGAGCAGGUGAAAAUGGUUGUUCGGUGUUACGUUACAAUUGUGUAUACAAAGGUUGGGUGAGGAUAAUGACGACUACGGUUUGGGGCAGCAUGGUAAUCGGCGGUCGGUCGCUCCGUCGACAUGGUUUAUUAGAAUAUACCCUCGCUCUUGAAAUAUGACUGGCAAUCUCCAGG
Trematosphaeria pertusa is the source of this 2222-nucleotide messenger RNA. RefSeq names its product xanthine/uracil permease family protein-like protein. Gene Ontology annotation, biological process: transmembrane transport. The record is from RefSeq and is a predicted model, not a curated record. NCBI's taxonomy places the organism in Eukaryota, Fungi, Ascomycota, Dothideomycetes, Pleosporales, Trematosphaeriaceae. Gene Ontology annotation, molecular function: purine nucleobase transmembrane transporter activity. Gene Ontology annotation, cellular component: plasma membrane. The transcript has 6 exons. Bases 307 to 2025 code for a protein of 572 amino acids.